GCCGUUUUCAACAACGUGGCGUCGCAGGACCUGGACAUCGACGUGCCGCUUUGCGUCGACAUGGCGCUGAACUGGCUGCUGAAUGUCUACGACAGUCAGCGCACCGGACAGCUACGCGUGCUCAGCUUCAAGGUGGGCCUGACGAUACUAUCAAAGGGCCACUUGGAGGACAAGUACCGGUAUCUGUUCCGGCUCAUUGCAGACCCGCAGCAAAAGGCCGACCAACGCAAGCUGGGGCUGCUGCUGCAUGACGUGCUGCAGGUGCCGCGCCAGCUGGGCGAAGUGGCCGCGUUUGGAGGCUCCAACAUCGAGCCCAGUGUGCGCAGCUGUUUAGUGAGCUUUGUAGGCGACCGCGACGACUUGGAAGCUGCGCAUUUCCUCGCCUGGCUCAAGCAGGAGCCGCAAUCGCUGGUGUGGCUGCCGGUGCUUCAUCGGAUCGCCGCAGGCGAAGCGGCCAAGCACCAGGCCAAGUGCAACUCCUGCAAGCAGUACCCGAUCGUGGGGCUGCGCUACCGCUGCCUCAAGUGCUUCAACUUCGACAUGUGCCAGAACUGCUUCUUCUCCGGCAAGCUGACGAAGGGGCACAAGCUGACGCAUCCGAUGCACGAGUACUGUGCGGCCACCACCUCCAUUGAAGAUAUGCGCGACUUUACCAAGGCGCUGAAGAACAAGUUUAAAAGCAAGCGCUACUUUGUGAAGCAUCCGCGCGUCGGUUAUUUGCCGGUGCGCUCCGUGCUGGAAGGGGAUGAGUUGGAGAGUCCGGUGGCUUCGCCUCAGCACAACGACAUGCAUUCCCGGCUGGAAAUUUACGCGUCCAGACUGGCCGAAGUCGAGCUAAGGGCGGCGUCUCCUGAGGACGAGCAUCGCUUGAUUGCGGAUUAUUGUCAUUCGCUUGAAGGGGCGCCCGCCAGCCCCGGCCAGUUGAUGUUGGUGAUUGACGAAGAACAACGGGCGGAGCUGCAGGAAAUGAUCCGGGAGCUGGAGGUGGAGAACCAGGCGCUGCGCUCCGAGUACGAGCAACUGCAGAGAGGCUCAGCGCUGCAACACCCGCUCCAACAGCCGCACCACGAUGUGCUGGCCGAGGCGCGGCUGCUGCGCCAGCACAAAGGGCGGCUGGAGGCCCGCAUGCAGAUCCUGGAGGAUCACAAUCGGCAGCUAGAGGCGCAGCUGCAGCGCCUCAAGCAGCUGCUGGCUGAAACGCCCACCUCCACCCUCCAAACUAGGAGUGUGACGGCGUCGCAGCUAAACCAAGACACCCCUGGUAGGGUCAACCAGCCGCCGCCUCCUUCGGAGAUGCGCUAGCCAUGUUGAAGAGUCCGGGCAGACAUAGAAUUCGACAUAUCCCGUCUUGAUCCGUAGCUAAGUUUACCUUAGGAAUAUUUACUCGAUAGAAUGUGGAUUUCCAGCAGUAUUAUGCAGAGCCUGCUAUGAGAAUCAGGGAUUUCGUUAGGUUAAGGGCUUCGCCGUGUGGUCCCCCCAUCCAUUGUAACGCAUUUAGGUUAGCGAGCAGGAGCUGGACCCGAACGGGUCUGUUUACGCAUAGUAACUCGGUCAUAUCUUUGGACACAUUUCACUAAUUUAAUGCGCUAAGUGUAUUUUGGAGCUGCCACUGGUCUGGUAAUAAACACUGACGUGGC
Molecule: messenger RNA, 1637 nt
Organism: Dendroctonus ponderosae (mountain pine beetle)
Lineage: Eukaryota; Metazoa; Arthropoda; Insecta; Coleoptera; Curculionidae
Product: dystrophin-like
Biological process (GO): synaptic signaling
Cellular component (GO): plasma membrane
Molecular function (GO): protein binding; zinc ion binding
Source: RefSeq, a predicted model, not a curated record